CAACAUCAACAACAACCAAAACAUUGUCAGAAAAAUUAAAAUCAUUAAAAAUGAUUAAAAUAGCCAAUGGCUUUUGUGAUUUGUGUGUGCCAUACAAUGAGGAUAAGGAAGUGAUGUUGGAUGUAUUCAAAGAGUUGAAAGAAGCUGGAUAUCGAAAUGUUGCUGUCGAGCAAACAUACAGUCACGAAUCUUUAAACUCGAAAAAUGGCAAUGAUUUAAUUCCAGAGCCAGUAAAACUAGAUGAAUAUAAGGAACAGCUGAAAAAUAAACUGAAUUUAUUCAAUCGUCUUACAAUUGAGUAUUCAGAUCCAUCAGUCAGUCAUGCCUGCAAUAGAUCACAGAAUUUCAAGAAAUAUCACUUGAUUGCAGCACUUCCAACAACAGAAACGGCACUUCAGCACAGUUGUCAACUAUUCCUAGGCGAUAUAAUCACAUACAAUGCAGACACAGUUAAAAUUCGACUGUCUAGAAAGUUUUAUUAUCUCGCAAUAAGAAGGAACAUGUUUUUUGAGCUUAAAUACUCGCCUGCAAUAACUGAUGCAAGUGAGAGACGUGCCACAAUAUCAAGAGCACAACAAUAUCACAUGAUUGGCAAAUCUCGAGGAAUCAUUUUGACAAGUGAGGCAAAAGAUCCAUUUCAUAUAAGAAAUCCAUACGAUGUUGCAUGUCUAGGCUAUAUAUUUGGACUGAGUGAAGAACAAGGACGUGCAGCAGUAUCAACUUUAGGUAGAAAAGUUUUAUUAGCAGCUGAAAGUCGACGUCUUGGUAAGACACCAGUUUUAAUGAAAUAUGAUGACGUUAAUUCAUCCAGUUCGGACGAAAAGGAAGAUACUAGUGAUGAAGAGGACAUGGAUGUUGAUGAGCAGUCAUCGCAAGAUAAUCUUAAAAGAAAAGAAACUUCUUGUAAUAAAAAGGAUAAUAAAAGAAUUAAAAUUUCAUAAUUAAGACA
Molecule: messenger RNA, 949 nt
Organism: Chironomus riparius
Lineage: Eukaryota; Metazoa; Arthropoda; Insecta; Diptera; Chironomidae
Source: the annotation of a GenBank genome assembly